AUGUCGGUUCUCCGAGAAUAUGACCCAGAGACCGUAAAAACUUUCCCUAUACCAAACCAGUCUGUAGCCUCGUCCGUGAGCUGCACCGAGUCUGAAAGAACAGAGCGCCGGCACUUCAGCAACGAGUUAUGCUUUAUCACCAAAAAGUUCGAUCAUGGUCUCAAAAAAGCUCAUUGGAUCAACGCUGUUAGGAAAAGCAAGCCUGACAAGGUGGCUGUGGAAGCUUUCCUCCAGCAGCUGGGUACCGUAGAGCGGAAAUUUCACUUGAAUUCUGCCAGUAACCUCUCACCUCCACAAGUGGAUGCGACUCUGCACUAUACGCUUGAUGAGUUGGGAUUUUUUGCUAUCACCUGCUCCAAGGACACCCUCCAUGCUCUAUCGGACUUGCUAGACGCGGAGAACAGGCAGUUCGAUGUACGUGGAGGAAACUAUACCCGUUAUUUCAAUCGCCGUGAACAGCCGUUCACAAACGCAACGUACGGGAUGGUUCUCUUACACCCAGACCAUUUUCUUCCCAGAGGCCAAAUUUUGACCGUCUACACCCAAGAUGUCCACAAGUGUUUUCACCCAACACACUAUGCGCCAAGCCCCGACGGGGCAUUGCGUGAUACAGCGACCAGCAGCCAUCCGAGCUCUUUUACUAGCCCUGUUCAGACUGGUGGGCCUGUUCUCGUUGACGAUAACAACACGUAUCAUGCCGCAGCUGACACCUCUCAACGUCUGCCCCCCUUUCCUGCGGCGAUCCGCAGAAUUGUACCAGUCGAUCAAGUCCCGCUGUCCCUCAAUCCCUUCCUUGUCAUUCUCAACGCUGAUAUGGCGUUCCGGCGAUACCUCAGGAUCCCGCAAUACGAAGGUCAACAACACCUGUGCGCGGAGUAUCAGGAGCUCGUCGAAUUGACUGGCUCAGUUGCCGACAAGAUAUACUACAGGCGGAUUGUUUCUGACGCUUUUAGGCAUUCUCAAAUUGUGCGGAAAGCUGUGGUCGCUGACGAAAACGCGGACAUGGCAGCAGCAGAGAAUACGGAUGUUGCCAUGGGAGGUGUUGACGAGCACGGCCGUCUCAGUGGGCAGAGUCAGAGCCAGUCGCUAACGCCAAAGGGACGUGGGCAAGGUGGUGGUAGGCAAGGCGGUGGGAAGCAAGGAGCUCUUCGGAACUCGAGGUUUGGCUUGGAGGUUGCAGAGCCCGGGCCUGAUGCCUCUGAUGAGCAGAUCAGGGAUUACUGCUGCUACCUCAUUUCGGGACGAGAUCAACCUCUCUCGCACAAGGAGCAAGUGUUUGUGUCUUCACUUGGUCUUCACCCUGGCGCCGCGGACCAGAACCCCGAAGAUGAAGAGUCAUAUAGCGAGGAUUAUUUUGGUAUUGAGGAUGAUGAGGACGACGAAGAGGAAGAGGUCCAGGAGGGUCCAGAAUCUUAUUUCCAAGCCGCUGUUGCUGACAAGGUCCUACAAUGGCAAAAUCCUGGUGGCGUUGUGAGCGUCUGA
Cyclocybe aegerita is the source of this 1482-nucleotide messenger RNA. NCBI's taxonomy places the organism in Eukaryota, Fungi, Basidiomycota, Agaricomycetes, Agaricales, Hemipholiotaceae. The record is from the annotation of a GenBank genome assembly.